Messenger RNA from Oryza brachyantha (malo sina), 1047 nucleotides. Its product is annotated as probable calcium-binding protein CML12. NCBI's taxonomy places the organism in Eukaryota, Viridiplantae, Streptophyta, Magnoliopsida, Poales, Poaceae. Gene Ontology annotation, molecular function: enzyme regulator activity; calcium ion binding. The record is from RefSeq and is a predicted model, not a curated record. The coding region runs from base 77 to 814 and encodes 245 amino acids. The transcript has a single exon.
UUGGAACGCGCCCUACCUAGAUACAUCCAGGUCUCACGCCUAAGUGCCCAAACUGCUCCGCAACAGCCAAGCCAACAUGCAGAUGCAGAGUCAGAGGCACGGCCGCGAAGACCGCGUCCGCGAAUCAAGCAGAGGCGCAGAAGAAGCCCACCCAAUUCGGCACGCGGCGACGGCGACGGCGGCGGCGGCGGCGGCGGAGACGAAGAUGGCCACGCCACCGGCAUGCCCGUCAACCAUGUCCCUCCCAGCCGCCGCCGGCGUGGGAGUCGGCGAAGGGAAGGGGAAGGGGAAGGGCCCCGCCCCGUCCGGCCGCGGGCGCACGCGGCUGCGCGGCGAGCAGCUGCGGCAGCUCCACGAGAUCUUCCUCCGGUUCGACCUCGACGGCGACGGGAGCCUCACCAAGCUGGAGCUCGCCGCGCUCCUCCGCUCGCUCGGCCUCCGCCCCGCGGCCGGGGACGAGAUCCACGCCCUCAUCGCCGCCAUGGACGCCGACGGCAACGGCACCGUCGAGUUCGACGAGCUCGCCUCCUCCCUCGCGGAGCUCAUCCUCGGGCCCUGCCGCCCCGCCGUCGCCGUCGACCAGGCGGAGCUCGCGGAGGCCUUCCGGGCCUUCGACCGCGACGGCAACGGCUUCAUCUCCGCCGCCGAGCUCGCGCGCUCAAUGGCGCGCAUGGGCCACCCAAUCUGCUACGCGGAGCUCACCGACAUGAUGCGCGAGGCCGACACCGACGGCGACGGCGUCAUCAGCUUCCAGGAGUUCACCGCCAUCAUGGCCAAGUCCGCCCUCGAUUUCCUCGGACUCGCUGCCUUGUGAGGGACAUGGAUUCAUGCUUGGUCUCCUUCCUCUGGUUAGCUUUCUCCGUUUGUGCAUUUGUUCGUUCCCCUUUGCUAAUUGCUAAUAUAUGCAUAUUUGAUUGAAUCGGUUCUACCAUAUGUGUUGUUGUAAAUAUUGUGUAUAGUCGUAAUUGUUAUCCAGGAACAACAUAGAUAAUUUGCCUGAUCAAAUUACGUGGCAAGGAAAUAAAAAACCCAGUAAUGUUUGAUCCA